GAGCGCGGAGAAAGUGAAGUACUGAACUUAAAGGUGACGGUUCGUAUUUCGGUUUUACGAACAGUUCGUGUUGUCAACGAACGUUAGCCUGCGUCGCUUAGCUACUGGCGUUAGCAACCGUAGCUCGUCUGAAAAGUGGCUUAACUAGCAUGAAGCCUCACCUCGAAGACAUUAGCAACUGUAGCUACGUUUACCUGAAACAGGGGAAAGUGACAGGUGCCAAAAUGGAUGUUGAUAUUAAAUCCUGAGUCUUACUGUUUUGUUUCCCCGUUGUUUACCAACACAAGAGGGGGAAAAUACAAAAGGACAGGAUGGAGUCCACAGAGGAAAAGCAGGUAAACCAGCAUCCACUCCAGCGGUUGAUCCGACUGAGCUUCGGGUCAAAAUGUGGGACAGUCAGUUGUCUGAAAACGUGUCUCGGGUGAAGAGGAGGUGACCCUUCGUCCUCCGAAGAUGGCAAACCUUGUGACAUCGCUGUGCUGUGUGGUUCUGGCCGCCGUGGUGGUAGCCUACGCUCAGAGGCGCAGUCAGCUGGUUGCCAGGAACCAGUAUGAGCGGAUGUCCAGUGAUGUCACCAUGCAGUGCGGCUCCCUGGACAGCGACGCCUCGGUGUCGUGGAAGGUGAACGGCACCGAUGUGAAGGCCCAGCACCGUCUGGAGGGUCCCAGACUGAUCCUGAGCCAGGUGGGCCUGGGCCACAACGGGCUCUACAGCUGCUUUCAGAACCCCAACGGGGAGCGACGCGACACCAUCUACCUUCACAUCGGCAUUCCCCCCCGGGAGCCUGCAGUGACGUGUCGCUCCAACACCUACCCCAAAGGCUUCUACUGCAGCUGGCACCAGAUGCAUCCCACGUACAUCCCCACCACCUUUGAAGUGGAUGUGCAACACGUCCAGCGUUCGUUGGAGGUGCAGAAAGACUCGGUCCACAAGAACCGCUGCCACGUCCGCUUCCCGGAGGUCUUCUCCAGCUUCCCCUACAAGGUCAACGUGACGGCGGUCAACGCGCUGGGCAAAGCCUCCACCACCAUAUCAUUCGAAGAGUCCAGCAUCGUGAAACCGGACCCCCCGGAGCGAGUGACUGCGACCCCGAUCCGUGACAACCCUCGCCGGCUUGAAGUAACCUGGCACAACCCCUCCACCUGGCCCGACAUCGACAACUUCCCUUUGAAAUACUUCCUUCGAUACCGGCCGCUGAUCCGAGAGCAGUGGCAGCAUGUGGAGCUCUCUGACAGCGUCUCCCACACCAUCACCGAUGCCUACGCUGGGAAGGAGUACAUCAUCCAGGUGGCCGCCAAGGACACCGAGAUCGGAACGUGGAGCGACUGGAGCGUCGCCGUCCACGCCACGCCCUGGAUCGUGAACCCUGUGCCCAGCACGCCCACGACCGAAGUGGACCUGGUCCCCGAGACCAGGACUUCCCCCAUUCCGUCGUCCAAAGCGCCGCAGAAGGGCGAGCCUCCCGUGGGCCGAGCUGCCAGGCUCCUCACGGUCUUCUCACCCUUGCUGUUGGGAAUGCUGCUGCUGUUGAUGUGAUGUAAAUGUCUUAAUUCUUAAGGGAAACGAGAAGUAGGAGGAAGAAAAAGAGGCAGAGGAGGCUGGUCUUUUUUCUAUUUUGCACAUGUUUCAAGGAUUCGGUGCAUUGAUCAUUUCUGUCCAUCACUCGGUUUCUCACCAAGAUUUCUCAGACACAAAGUCGGAUGACGAUAAUGCGAUUCAGCGUAUGUGAUUAAUGGCGACUAAGGACGAACGGGGGGACCUUUGGAGAGCGGCGUCAUCAUCAUCAUCAUCAGCAGCAGCAGCAGCAGCAGCAGCCCUGUGUUUGCUCCGCUGGCUUCAUGGGACCCGGUCGACCAGUUCCUUGGUUCGGUUUGAGAAUCAGCUGAAGGAAAAGGAAAAACCUGCUCAUAGCGCUUCUUUUUUAUUGAUCAAUUUAUAGUCUUGAUUUCUAUCUUUUCUUCCUAAAGAGUGCAACAGUACACACACAAACACACACACACUUUUAUAAAGCAUGUGUGUCUGUGCGUCUAUCGCAGCAGUCUCCAUAAAUGCCAAAGACUCAGCUCCACCCCCAACAAAAUGGUUUCCAAACAGUGAAUUGAGCUUCCUGAAGCCUGUGCCUGCCUUCCUCACGGGUUGAAAACCCCCAGAAAGUUCAGUGUGUGUGUGUGUGUGUGUGUGUGUGUGUGUGUGUGUGUGUGUGUGUGUGUGUGUGUGUGUGUGUGUGUGUGUGUGUGUGUGUGUGUGUGUGUACCGGACCUGUGCCGACUCCGACGGUGUAGCAGACAAACGUGGGACAAAUCAGAGGAACCCGGAGCUCUUGUUUGUGAAACAACCAUUUGACAAAGACGCCGCUGAAAUGCUCAAUCAGACUUUCAAUCUGUUUGCCUCCAGCGACUGAAUCAAACUGACGGGGGCUCGGUUUUAGCCACGAGGAUUAACACUUGGAAGAAUCCAGUAUCGGUAGUCUGGCUUAUUUAGACAACUAGCUUUACAUUCUGCUUUCAGCAACCGGCGACGAGGACUCGGAUUGUGAAAAUAAAGUGGAUUUGAGACUGAACUGUUCUCUGUUCGUCCAUCUCUGGUUUCCUUUCAGCGUUGUAUUGAAGCUUAUUGACAGCGCUUGUUGACACAUACGUGACGAUACGAUACGAGUUGUGCUGGUUUUCCAUUCUGCUCUUUGCUGUAAAAUACAAUAACACAAAACCGUUUACUUUCCAAAUUCUUGCCUUUACGAACAUUAUGAACAAACGUCUUUUUGCAGUUUACACUUCAAUAGCCAAUAUCACCAGUUAAUAUUAUGUUACUCAAAGGAAUAUUGAUGUGUUUUAUUGUAUUUUUUUGGAUUUAAUGGACAAAUAAUAAAAACACAAAUAUAGAAUUUUAGUUUUUUUCAGACAUUCAUAAUGGCUUAAUUCUCCUUGAUCCUAUUUUGUAAACUAUGAUAUGUAACUUUAACAUUGAACAAAAAGUUUAUUAUUUAAUAAUAAUAAUAAUGUAUGUAUUAGCUUUAGAAUGUCGUAACCUGUACCUGGGGUCUUUUUUAUAGAUGUAUAUACAAUGACAGGUUUCAACCAUUAAAUGUGACCAUUUCACAAUGAAUGAUGA
Molecule: messenger RNA, 3108 nt
Organism: Betta splendens (Siamese fighting fish)
Lineage: Eukaryota; Metazoa; Chordata; Actinopteri; Anabantiformes; Osphronemidae
Gene: cntfr
Product: ciliary neurotrophic factor receptor
Exons: 12
Coding region: 454-1536 (360 amino acids)
Biological process (GO): cytokine-mediated signaling pathway
Cellular component (GO): signaling receptor complex; external side of plasma membrane; membrane
Molecular function (GO): cytokine receptor activity; cytokine binding
Source: RefSeq, a predicted model, not a curated record